This is a messenger RNA of Melitaea cinxia (Glanville fritillary), 3014 nucleotides long. Its product is annotated as polypeptide N-acetylgalactosaminyltransferase 1-like. The record is from RefSeq and is a predicted model, not a curated record. Bases 54 to 3014 code for a protein of 986 amino acids. Lineage: Eukaryota; Metazoa; Arthropoda; Insecta; Lepidoptera; Nymphalidae. The transcript has 21 exons. Gene Ontology annotation, cellular component: Golgi apparatus.
AACAUCGACGUUGUUUGGAAAGUACGCGUCGUUGUGUUGUUUAUAUUCAAAAAAUGAAUUUGCCGGUCCGCAAGUGCUAUCAUGCGGCAAAAAUAGCUUUCUUUAUUAUAUUAGUUGUGACAAUUUUAACGUUAUUCGAACACUGGCGUGGCGGGAAACGAACAGCGGGCGCUCAAACUUACGAUCCAGAUUAUGAGUAUGAAAAAGAAAUUAUUGAAGACGAGGCUAGAAUUAUACCUGGUUUGGGCGAGGGUGGUGUGGCUGCACAUUUGGUCGGUGAAGCGAAACGUCUAGGCGAGGAGUCGGAGAAGAAAUUGGCUAUAAACGUUUAUUUAAGCGAUCGGAUCGCGUACAAUCGAACUUUAAAAGAUUACCGAAACCCUGCAUGUAAGAGAGUUGUUUAUGACGCUGAACUGCCAUCAGCUUCAGUCAUCCUGAUAUUCCACAAUGAACCUUACUCUGUGGUUAUCAGGACCAUAUGGAGUGUCCUGAAUAGUGCAAGGCGAGACCAACCCUGGUAUUCUAAAGCUAAUUAUGUAGAUAGGGCGACGGGGCAAACUAUGAAACUUGGUUACCCAGGUCAAGACCCAAAAUCACCCUAUGUGUAUCUAAAGGAAAUAAUUUUAGUUGACGAUAACUCUACCCUGCCGGAGUUAAAGGGUAAACUGAGUCAUUAUGUGCGGUCACGUCUACCGCCUGAUCUUAUACGUAUACUCCGGUUACCCGAUCGCGUGGGGCUUACAAGAGCCAGACUAGCAGGCGCGAGAUAUGCAGCAGGCGAUGUCCUAGUGUUCCUAGAUUCUCAUUGCGAAACGCAAGCAGAUUGGUUAAGACCGCUCUUGCAAAGGAUCAAAGAUUCCUCGCACGCAGUUGUUGUGCCAAUUAUCGAUGUUAUCGAGGCGUCAAACUUCUACUACAGCGUCCAGGAUCCUGUAACCUUUCAGGUGGGUGGCUUCACAUUUAUGGGGCAUUUCACUUGGAUCGAUGUACCGGAAAGAGAGAAGAAAAGACGCGGCUCGGAUAUAGCGCCGACAUGGUCUCCGACAAUGGCAGGGGGAUUGUUCGCAAUCAAUCGGGCAUACUACUGGGAACUAGGCGCUUAUGAUGAACAAAUGGCUGGUUGGGGAGGCGAGAACUUGGAAAUGUCGUUCCGAAUUUGGCAAUGUGGGGGUACGUUGGAGACGAUCCCUUGCUCCAGAGUUGGUCACGUCUUCCGGAGCUUCCAUCCAUAUGGUCUACCAGCACAUACUGAUACGCACGGUAUAAACACGGCGCGUAUGGCAGAAGUGUGGAUGGACGACUACGCUGAACUCUUCUACUUGCACCGGCCCGACUUGAGAAAAAAUCCGAAAAUAGGAGACGUCACACAUCGCCGUGUGCUCCGCGAAAAGUUGAAGUGCAAGAGUUUCCAGUGGUAUCUCGAGAACGUUUACAAGGAGAAAUUUGUUCCAGUUCGAGAUGUCUUUGGAUUUGGCAGGUUCCGCAACGCGGCCAGUGGGUUGUGUCUCGACACAUUACAACGGGAGGGGGAGGCGGCGGCUCUGGGGGUGUACUCGUGCCACGCGCGGUUAGAGCCCACCCAACACUUCGCUCUGUCGCUGCGUGGCGAGCUACGGGACGAGGAAAAGUGCGCUGAAGUGCAGUACAAGAGGCACGCAGGAGUGGUAGGCGAAGAUGUCAGCAGACGCGUUCUUAUGGUGACUUGUCACGGGAAGCAGCGUGGACAGAAAUGGCGCUACUUGCCCAGUAAGCAGCUGCAGCACGUGGACAGCGGGCUCUGUCUAACAGUAGCGGCGGGCGAGGACGCGCGCGCGCAGCGCUGCAGCGACAGCGGGGCGCAGCGCUGGGACAUCGACUACAGCGAGCUUAACGACUUCAAACUGGCGGAUAGUCCGGAACCGAGCGAAAAGGAGAUCAAACUGCGGAGGUUAAGAGGACAACGAAGAGUCUCCCGCUCUCUCCUCUACCACGAGGAACCCUCACGUCGUAAACACAAUAAACGUAAGAACAAACACAAGAGCAAAAAAAAUAAGUUUAUAUUGAAGCUAGUUCGUGAAGCAAAUGGGACAGAAGAUCACCUGGAAGUCGAUGUGUACUGCAAGCAUAAGAGGCUGUUCCCCAACAACAGCUUUGUAAGAGAUCUGGUGACCAUCCUCAAUGAGAAGGAUAUCAAGGUGAUCAACAACGGGCGUGUUUUUGAACACAAUAAAGUGUCGGAUCUUGACAAACGCGAACAUUCUCCGCCGGAACCAGAGCACGAGGCACCGAAACAUCAAAAGAAACAUAAACACAAGAAACACAAAACCGAGCCCUUAGAACAUAUGAACGCAGCGGAUAUCGCCAAUAUCGCAGAUAUCGCCAAUUCCGCCAAUAUUGCCAAUACCGCCAUCGAGAGGCAGAAACAGGAACCGGAAGAGAAAAAGAUUAUCAUAGAAGACUUUGUAGAAGUGACUCCCAAAGUCACUACUCAGCGCGUCUCAAAGAAGCGGAAAAGAGUUAAAUCAAGAGGAAGAGUGAAGACGACCAAGACUCCUACCACGCCAUCCGACUGGGAGUCACUCCACGUAGAUAAAACAUCAUCGAUCGAGGACACUCCGAUGCUCGCGAGCGUUGAGAUGAGGGAUUCGGUCGAGAACCGAGCAGUGGAGAAAAACAUCCAACGUCGUAACAACACGAUUGGGCGCAGAAAAGACGAGCACUCCGAUACGUCAGACGAGACGAGCGACCCCCCCUCCGUGGCGCCAGUCAAGGUCGUGAUGAGGAGCAACCUCACCUUCAACUUCGGAGACGAAUUCUUCCGCUGGCGGAAACGAACCGCGGACGAUGUCGCCAAUCUACUCGGUGAGCUAAUUAUACCGAUAAGCACGCCCACACCCGAACGACGUCGCGCCGAUACUGAAGAUAUGGUGACAGAGAGUGAGAGGGAAGAUACCGUGAGUGAAAGAGAUAGAAGUAUAGCGUUGUCUCGGACUGAUAGAGAUACUUCUGAAUCGGAUAGUGAUAGUUCUGAUUAA